AUGAGGGUCUUGUGUUUGAUCUUUGGAGUCCUUUACUUGCUGUCCACAGUUCCUCCAGCCAGAAGCUUCAUUUAUAUUGAUGAAUGUCCUUCAGAAUAUUAUAAUUGCAGAAUGAAGUGCAAUGCUGAUGAACAUGCAAUUAGAUACUGUGAUGACUGGACCAUCUGCUGCAAACUGAAGUACAUUGAAAUUGAAAAACUAAAGAGGGGGCGAAAAUACUAA
This is a messenger RNA of Rhinopithecus roxellana (golden snub-nosed monkey), 222 nucleotides long. RefSeq names its product beta-defensin 131A-like. The coding region runs from base 1 to 222 and encodes 73 amino acids. The transcript is spliced from 2 exons. Gene Ontology annotation, cellular component: extracellular region. Lineage: Eukaryota; Metazoa; Chordata; Mammalia; Primates; Cercopithecidae. Gene Ontology annotation, biological process: innate immune response. The record is from RefSeq and is a predicted model, not a curated record.